AUGCCAGAACACAGAUACACCGCUUUCGUCCCACAACUACUCCUGCAAAUGCAGAACCUUCUCACUUCGAAUGCGACAAAUCUUCCAUCAUCGUGCGACGAAGAGCUCGCGGACGAAGCAGAUGAGCCCCCGGAUUUACAGUACCCGUAUCAUUCCGAGGGUAGAGAGUUCAUUAAGCACACAGUUCGCCACACACAUACUACAGAAUCACUUCUCACACGCGCACUCCUCACCACCCCCGAGUCGAUUCCUGUAAAUCGGUAUCGAGGAAACCUCAAGAGAGGCAUGUCCACUGAUUCAACUUGGAGCAACACCAGCAUCUCGACAGCGGACCUGACAAGCGAUGAGGGCAUGACCAGUCCUUCUCGCUGUAGCACUCCAAGUCCACCACCGCCCCUUUUCUUUCAGGGAUUUGCCAACCUACUCCUCAGCAAAAAGGACCAGAUGGAAACAAAGGAGCAAAAGGUUGAGGUUGUUGGUGAGGCUGUCGAGAGUUCGGGAAGAAAGAGAUGCAUCACAUUUGCAUGUUCAGACAAGCUUACUCCCCAGAAGCCCACACCAGUACGACCAGCACCGACAGAGGCGUCAGGGACCGAUUCAGAUGCUGCCCCCAAGAAAGGCUGCAUGUUGAAGUUCGUAUGUGCCCAACGUGGAGAGGAUGAAAAAAAGACUACAAUCCGCUCCCCGCCGCCCCGGUCAGCCUAUGGGCCGAGUUGUACUAGCCCAUUCGCGCAGAAGGCAUCUGUCCUGCCAUCAUCCAUCCCGAAACGUUCCACAAACUUCCCAGAUAAGUUUUACGAGUUUGCCAGCUCAGUCGAUGAUAGAUCUGACUCUUGGACGAAUCAACCCAUUGACAAAAGUCGUCUCCUGAAGGUUGAUGACUUAUUGAAGAAGGAGUUGGACAUUCGAAAGUUGAGUCAAGAGGCAGAGGAGGAGGCGCUGGAGGAGGAGGAGGCAGAGCAAGACUUGGAGGAUGCGGACCAGGAUGAGGAUGAGGAUGAUGAGGGUGAGGAGGAGAUGGACGAUGAGUACGAUGAUGAGUAUGAUGAAGAUCACGACGCAUUGAGUGGGAAUGAAAGCGAUAACGAAGAGGGGUUUGCUUCAGACGACGACGAUGAUGAUGAUCAAUUUUUCAAUUACGGAUCCAGACCCAUCACGAUGUCCCCGCAGAUCAAUCGCCCUCUUUGUUGCCGUACUUCAUCUGGGUCUUCCAUCGAAUCAAUGAUGAGGCCUCGCAUCACCCCUCCUCUCGAGCGUCGUCCUCGCACUCCUGAGUUGCCUGAUAGUACCGAUUUUGUUUGUGGUACUUUUGACGAAGACAAACCGCUCGAAGAGGCGUAUGUUUCGUGUAUGGAGGAACGGAAGCGCUCAAAGCAUAUCCCCACCCCUCAAGACAUUGAUCCUAGUUUUCCAACUUCCGAUCCGGAGCUUUCGGAAGAUGAGGAUCAUUCCAAAUCUAAUGAGAGUGAGGCUGGCUUUCGCUUCAAGACCAAUUGGAGUGGAAGUUCAGUUGAGGGCAACCGAAGAAGGGGUCGACGCAAUGAGAAAGUUCACCCGACUCGGAAGAAUAUGUCUCCUGCUCCUGUAAUGAAGAAUAGGGCUCAUUCACCUGCACCUGUUCGACGUACUGCCGCUCAUUCACCGGCGCCGGUACGUCGGAUUCAGUCUCCACCACCACCUAAGCAUCGUCCUACGAUGAACUUCCAGUCGCAACCGGGUAUCUACCGGACUAAGUCUCUCCCGCGCAUUCCUGGGUUCUUGCACCGCAAGUGUAGUCGCACCACAUCUACCGGAACCUCACCUAAUACCUCUGCUGUUAGUCCUGUCAUCAGGCGUCGGGGUGCCAUUGAUAUCGUCAAAGGUUUGGAGAAGAAGCGAGAGAGAAGGCAACGUCUCUGUAGAGUGAGAGACGGUGAUUGCCGCGCUGGGCAAGGAGUUGAGAAAAUGAGGGAGCUUGGAUUAGAGAUCUGUGGUAAAGGGAAAGGCAGGACACAGGCGCAGUGGGUAAUUUCUGCUUGA
Molecule: messenger RNA, 2019 nt
Organism: Morchella importuna
Lineage: Eukaryota; Fungi; Ascomycota; Pezizomycetes; Pezizales; Morchellaceae
Exons: 1
Coding region: 1-2019 (672 amino acids)
Source: RefSeq, a predicted model, not a curated record